AUGGACAGAGACCAAGGACCAUCAAUCACAAUACGAGAUCAAGAGGAGAAUCGGGUUGACUUUGUUUUGGGAAAUGUUGAUUUAUCCGUGGCAAAUGCUCUCAGAAGAACGAUGCUCGCUGAAAUUCCUACAUUGGCCAUUGACUUGGUGGAAAUCGACAUUAACACUUCAGUUCUUGCCGAUGAAUUUUUGGCUCAUAGACUAGGACUUAUACCUCUUAUCAGUGAGGGUAUAGAGAAUUUGAAAUACUCCAGGGAUUGUACUUGCGACAACUAUUGUUCUAGAUGCGCAGUUACAUAUGAGUUGACGGCAAAGUGUGACACUGACUCAACCAUGACUGUUUACGCAAAAGAUCUUUUCAAAAUUCCAAAUGGUCUGGAUUUGGGAAAGGUUGUUACAAAGAAUGAGCUUGACAAAGGAUCUAUAAUUUGCAAGUUGAGGAAACACCAACAAUUGCACAUAACGUGUAUUGCCAAGAAGGGGAUAGCCAAGGAACACGCCAAGUGGUCUCCCUGUGCUGCCAUAGGGUUUGAAUACGAUCCAUGGAAUAAGCUAAAACAUACAGAUUACUGGUACGAAGUUGAUGCUAAUGAGGAGUGGCCCAAAUCGAAAAAUUGUGAUUGGGAAGAACAGCCUGAUCCCGAAGAAAAAUUUGACUACAAAGCAAAACCAAACGACUUUUAUUUUGAUGUUGAAACAGUGGGGAAUUUACCUCCCAAUGAGGUUGUUGUUCAGGGUAUUAAUACCUUGCAAACAAAAUUGGCAUCGAUUGUUAUAGAGUUGGACAAGGGAAGAGUGGAGGCAAGCAAUGUUGAAGAUGGUGGUUUCACCACGUAUGGUAGAACCGAUUACGGUCACGGUGGAGAGACGCCAAUGAUUGGCGGUGCCACGCCGUACGGUGGUGGAGACAGCACUUUUGGAAACAAUGGGUACGGUGGAGGUGCAUGGAAUUGA
This is a messenger RNA of Lodderomyces theae, 954 nucleotides long. RefSeq names its product DNA-directed RNA polymerase II core subunit. The record is from RefSeq and is a predicted model, not a curated record. Gene Ontology annotation, cellular component: RNA polymerase II, core complex. Gene Ontology annotation, biological process: DNA-templated transcription. The transcript has a single exon. Gene Ontology annotation, molecular function: protein dimerization activity; DNA-directed RNA polymerase activity; DNA binding. The coding region runs from base 1 to 954 and encodes 317 amino acids. Lineage: Eukaryota; Fungi; Ascomycota; Pichiomycetes; Serinales; Debaryomycetaceae.